AUGGAAUCACUAAUGAAUGGGUCUAUUGGCUUUAUAGAUCAAAUCAAAAAUAAUUUCACCUUUCAUAAUAAAAGCUCUACUACAAAAAUUACUCCCAAAAAUAAAACCCAGCAAAAAUUAACAGAAAACGUCAUCAAUAAUAAAGCUCCAAUAUUGUCCGAUUCUUCAAAAAAAUAUGAAAAAUAUUUAAAUAAUAAUUAUGGUAAUAAUAAUACAGAAUUGAAUAUUUUAGGAGCUUCAUUACUUGAAUUAUUUGAUGGUGUAUACGGUAACAAUAACGGUAAUAAAUUACUUUCUAACUCCAAAUUCAAUAAUACCAGAUAUAACGAUAAAAAUAUCUGCUGUGCCAAAAAAUCUAAUAGUACUACUACAAAAAAAGAUAAAAUAAUCAAUACAAAUAAUAAAAACGACAUGUUUCUGAACACAAUGUCAAAAACUUCUAAUAUCCAUAAUAGGGCAAAUAACAAUCCUAAUAAUAAAUUUGAUAACUUUUUCAGUAUCUAUACAAAUGAAAAUAAAGAAAAUAUUAAACCAAUAGAUACUAGUAAAAUAUUAAAAGAAAGAAAAAUUAUACAAAACGAUUAUUAUAGUUUUGGAAAUAAUGCACAGCAGACCAUAAAAAAAAAGUUUGACGUUACAAAGGAAGUAAAGAAAUCAAAGCUGGCAAAGCAUAAGCCAAAAGGUAAAAAGAAAUUAAAAGGUAAAGGCAAUACUAAAAAUAAUAAUAAUAAUAAUAAUAAUAAUAAUAAUAAUAAUAGAAAAUAUAAAAUUGAAAGUAGCACAACCAUUGACAGCAUAAAUAGUAACAAUAAUUGUGAUGUUGUUAGUAGCGAUAAUAUUAAUAAACAAAAAUACUUUAAGAAUCAAGGUCAUGAUGAUCAUUUAAGAUUAUUAUAUUUAACUGAAUUAAAAAAUUUAGAAAAGCAAAUUGAUGAAUUACUUCAACUGGAUGCUAGUACAAAAUAUACACUGAAAAUCACACCCAAGGAGCAAGAAGCACAAUUAUAUCAUAAAGAACUACUAUUAAAUAAUAGCAAAAAAUUGUUACAAUAUAGUUUUGUUUUUAUGAAUACACUUUUAAGCAGUUAUGAACAAAAGGAAUACAACAAAUUAAAACAGAAGAAGGAAAAUGAUGAAGAAGAAAAGCAACUUAUAAUAAUAAAUGAUAAUAUCACUAGACCAUCUAAUAUAGCUAUUAAUAACAAUUUCGAUAUAAUAAGUGAGUACCAUAUGUAUAGAUAA
Messenger RNA from Saccharomycodes ludwigii, 1242 nucleotides. RefSeq lists its product as uncharacterized. The record is from RefSeq and is a predicted model, not a curated record. NCBI's taxonomy places the organism in Eukaryota, Fungi, Ascomycota, Saccharomycetes, Saccharomycodales, Saccharomycodaceae. The coding region runs from base 1 to 1242 and encodes 413 amino acids. The transcript has a single exon.